Molecule: messenger RNA, 1404 nt
Organism: Saxophila tyrrhenica
Lineage: Eukaryota; Fungi; Ascomycota; Dothideomycetes; Mycosphaerellales; Extremaceae
Exons: 2
Coding region: 1-1404 (467 amino acids)
Biological process (GO): mitochondrion organization
Cellular component (GO): cytoplasm; SAM complex
Source: RefSeq, a predicted model, not a curated record
AUGUCUGCUUUCGGGCUGGCUGAGCAGGAAGACGAGAAAUUCCAGCCCGCAGUCGGCCCAGCCUUCAACCUUCCAAGCAUCGACGCAGAAUGCAUUGCCGCCAUUGCACUCCUUCGUGCCCAACACGAGGACGGUUGGACCAUCACCCCGAAUCACGAUAUAACCAUUCGCCUACCAUACCUUGCUACCGAUGACGACAAGCACAUCCACGGUUACAACAACAUUGCCCGCUAUGUUACCAGCCACUCCAACACAGUUUCGCCAAUAACGGACUCCCAACGCGCCGACUCGACCGCCUUGUCCUCCUUUCUGACCGUCCACGCGCAAACGCUCCUUGACAUCUCCCUCUACGUCUCCUAUGAGAACUACGCCACAACUCGCUCUGCAUACACCAAGAUCCUGCCCUGGCACUCCAACUACAUCCUGCCACCAAAGUUCCGCGCAGCAGCCCGCAAGCGAACGGAACAACUAGGCGUCUCCAGCAUCGACGUCGAAGAUGUCCACGACGACCUCAUGGACCGGCCGCAAGGCUUUGACACGGGUGUUGGACAGGAGAAGAAGUUUGAGGCAGAAACGCAGAAACGCGCCAGCCUACUGUUGGGGAGACAGGAUACCGUAAGAGGGCUGUUGAGGAAAGGGCAGGGUGGAGCGUUGUUCAAGCUACAUGCGCUGGCGGACAACUGCUUUGAGGUGAUGAGAGAUAUGCUGGGUGAGAAGGAGUACUUUCUAGGUACGAAAGAGCCAACGGACGUCGACUGUUUGGCGUACGGGUAUUUGAGCUUGAUGUUGUACCCGCAGCUGCCGCAGGAUUGGCUUGGGAAGAUCCUGAGGAAGAAAUACCCAGCUCUGGUGAACUUCACGGAGAAAAUGCAUGAGAGGCUGGGCCUGGCUACGAAUGCUGAUGCAGUCAUGGGUCUAGCAAGCUGCGCCAGCAAUGGAGAAGUUGUCGAAUGGCGUAAAUCGAAGAAGCUGCAACUGCCCUGGCAAGCACCUGCCUCCGCAGGCUUCGUGGACGUAACGACAACCGUGGCACAAGACCUACUAUCCCGCAUUCCACUCCUGGCCCCAUCCACAACUAUCAUCACUACUGGCAAGCAGAAGACACCAGCAUGGCGGACAUGCCUUCCAGCUACAUUGCUCGCAGCCGCCGUGGGCUUGGGAUCCUUCGGUUACUACGCCUUCACGACUGGACUUUUGAUCUGGCCCCACGGACAACAAGUACACAUCUUCGGCCGCAAACGCCUGACUGACUACGGACAUCUCGGGGCCGCUCUGGCGGGCGUGAGUCUGUUGAGCCAACAAGCAUCGCAAGCACGGCAGGAAUAUGGUAACAGUCAGGAGGAUCACUUGAACGUUGGGCCGGUGAAGGUGGAAGUUGAGGUGGAGAAGGAGGAUGCGCCGUGA